AUGCAGCACUUGAACGCAACAGUUUUUUUACUGAGGACAUGUUUGAUGGAGCACGCAGAGUGGUUCAGAAGUGAUCGUAUCUGCUUUGUGGACACAUACUUUGGACACUACUGGAGUGCAAAGUACAAUGAGUUCAAGAUGGUAGAGGCUAACAAGAAGGGCGAAGGGAAGCCACUACCAACUCUAUUGUGGGAUUACUAUAAAGGUGCACAACCAGAGCCUCGGCCAACAAACAAGAUUUGGGGAAUCGACAUUGACGAACUUUACGUCCCUUUCAACGUGAAAACUAACCAUUGGGUAGCUCUGCUCAUUUCCUUGCCGAAGAGGCAUAUCACUGUAUACGAUAGUCUACCCCAUCACGUGAAGCCGGCAGAGUUACAUGUACUCUUAGAACCAUUGGCGGUGAUGUUUCCUUAUUUGAUGAGGACAUUGGCUGACGAGGAAACGAAGUACAUGUGGACUCUGGAACCUUUUACGUAUGACCGGCCGAUUGGCCAAGAGAUAGUGCCACAACAGACUAACAUCAAUGACUGCGGAGUGUUCACGAUGAAGUACAUUGAAUGCCACGCCCUUGGUGUGGAGUUCCCGCAGACGCUGUGCCACGCCAACAUACCGGACAUUAGAUUGAAGCUCGCCGGUGACUUAUACCAUGAGACAGGGGUUCGCGGACCAAAGGAGCGUGACUGGGCGGAGUUGGACUAA
Messenger RNA from Microthlaspi erraticum, 702 nucleotides. NCBI's taxonomy places the organism in Eukaryota, Viridiplantae, Streptophyta, Magnoliopsida, Brassicales, Brassicaceae. The record is from the annotation of a GenBank genome assembly.